ACGUAUCCAAAAUGGCUGCCACGCUGUCAUUUCGCUGGUUGGAAAUUCUCGAGAAAGAAUUUGACAAGGCUUUUGUAGAUCUUGAUUUGUUGCUUGGAGAAAUUGACCCAGACCAAUGUGAACUAACAUUUGAAGGCAGGCAGAAAAUGACAGCGCUCAGUGCUGCGUUUGCUCAGCUUUGCCACAAAGCCCAAACAGUCUUUCAGUGCAAUGCUAAACUUGAGGCUCAACUCGUGGACAUGCGGUCAGACAUUGUUGAAAUACAAGCAGCCAAGGCUGUGAUUGAGAAGGAGCUCCACACACUGCUGCUGCAGCUACACUCCUCACAGCUCCAGAUGCAAGCACUCAGAGGCAUGGAGGUGGAUUCAGAAGACAUAAAGCGCAAGCUGGAAAAUGAACUGGAGUCCCGAACAGCAGACUUGAUGGGAAUGGCUCGUCUUGAGGUUGAAUUGAAGGAGUUAAGAAAAGAAAACUCUGAGCUACGCCAGUAUAUUCUUGCCCUACAGAGUGAGGUGUAUGGAGCUAGGUUAGCAGCAAAGUAUCUGGACAAGGAGCUUGCAGGAAGGAUUCAGCAGAUCCAGCUCCUGGGACGUGACAUGCGGGGAUCGGAACACGACAAGCUGUGGAACCAACUGGAGGCUGAGAUACAUCUACAUCGACACAAGACAGUCAUCCGGGCCUGCAGGGGGCGCUCCAACAGGAAGAAGAGGCUGCCUGUACCACCUGGACAUGAUUUCCAGUCACUGAAGAGAAAGCAUGGUUUAGGAGAAGCUCGAACUAUCAAAUUGACAAAGAGUGCUGACGAGGGCCUCGGAAUGUCCAUUACAGGAGGAAAGGAACAUGGAGUCCCCAUCCUCAUCUCAGAGAUCCACGAGGGCCAACCUGCUGACAGAUGUGAGAGCCUCUUUGUCGGGGACGCAAUAUUGUCAGUGAAUGGUAUUGACCUGAGGCAGGCCAAGCACUCAGAAGCUGUACAAGUCCUCUCUAAGCAGCAAGGGGAGAUAACUAUGGAAGUGAUGUUUGUGGCCCCUGACGAGGACAGCGAUGAUGAGAACAAAGAGUAUGAAGACGAACAUGGUUUUAGAUACAGGAUAUACGAUGAUGAGGUGAUCAGCGACAACAGCGAUGUCAGUCGGACAGAGACACCAUCUUCCGCAAGACCGAUGACAAAUGGCCCUACUACUCCACCUGGGGGCGCUAAACCCGUCAGUCAAUCAGACAGUGGCAGCAGCCCUGGGGCCAGUGGCGUACAGAAAGUGUCUAUCGGUCAAAUCCAGCCAAACAGUAUACAACACCUGCAGGCCGGGCACAAGGACGCAGCUUUCAGUGGGAACCACUAGGACAAACUUGACCACUGAACAUACACCAUGGGUGGUCAUUCUGACUGAGUGUACAAUACCAACAGAUGGAAGACAAGCAAAAUAUGAACAACUCACAUUAUUUAAGAAAUCCAUCAUCUGACCUUGAACAAAUACGCAGUCUUCAAUGGGGAACAACUGUGCAUGCCGCUCUCUAAACGUUGGAGCAAGGCUGGAAUCUGUAACAAGGCUUCAGUGAUACAUUAUGUUAGUAGCUGACCUUGGUGGGUCAAGGUUUACAGGGGAGAUCACUGAGACAUCAUUUUUCUAAAAGGGGGAUAACUGGUCUCUCACUUGAUCUUGAGCAAGAUGUAUACAUACUGAGGCAUCACUGUAUUUUUUAAGGGGGAUAACUGAGGCAUCACUAUGUCUAUAAAGGGGGAUAACUGAGGCAUCACAAGGUCUUUAAAGGGGGAUAACCGAGGAAUUGCUAGAUCUAUAAAGGGGGGCUAGCUGAGGCAUCACAAGGUCUAUAAAGGGGGAUAACUGAGGAAUUGCAGGUCUUUAAAGCUGUAUAACUGGGGCCGUAUCCUCAAACAAAAAUAAUAUAGGUAGGCAAUUUUGGACUGAAUCCGUUUUGUACAUUGUAUCUUAUGUAUGACUUGUUGGGAAAUGAGGUUUGUUGUGUUUAAUUUUUAGGGCAGUGAAUCAGGGCUCUGUUAUAAUACACAUCACUGUGUAUCAAACUAGGUUACAUAGGUGGGCUAGCAUAUCAAUCUAUGACUUGAGCCAGCUUAUGAAAGUUGAUAUAUAAAAAGUGAAAUAUACCAGUAUAUUGCACAAACUGAUAUGUUGAUAUUUAUAACAUGGGCUGACACUGACCAACAGUUUGACACUUCAUGAAGUCUUACCACUUCACCAACAGUAUCUGCCCUGUCCUAGCUUCAUAGUCGCAUACGGGGCGGUCGGGUUCAUUCGUCACACUGAAGACCCGGGUUCGAUUCCCGACAUGGGUACAAUGUGUGAAGCCCAUUUCUGGUGUCCCCUGCCGUGAUAUUGCUGGAAUAUUGCUAAAAGCGGCGUAAAACCAAACUCACUCACUCACUCAUAGUCGCAUACAAGAACACACCACACACACCGAUCAGACCUUGUUUAAAGAUGCCAAGUAUCACUGAAGAUUAUAAGAAUCCUGCGAAGCUAUUUACCACAUCCCUGUAUGUCACCACAUCAAUUCUUCUACACUGCAAGACCUGUUGUUUUAGCAUUAAAUGCGCAACUGAAUUGUUAAUCAUUGUUUGUCAUUGUUAAGAGCCUGUUACAGUGUACCAAUACCAGUCAAUACUUCCUCCUCGUUCAGCUUACUGUGAUAAUCAAAUGGAUCUUGUCAGAAUAUGUACAUUGCUAAGGCAUGCAAUAAAACACUUAGUGGUCAGUUGUCACUGUGUGUCUCCUGGUGAUUUGGUACCAACAAACCAAGCUGUUUGAUGCUGCUGUAUGUAAUAAGGCAGGGAGUAAUGUUACACUACUGACUCGGGACUGAAGUCACAAUCUGUUUCACAAAUUGGCUGAUUAUUGGUUCAGAACCUGGUACUUAUUGUUCCAUAUCAAUUAUUGAUAAUUAUUAAAUGUAUGUGUAAAUGUCUUGGUUACCACGGAGACGUACAUGGCGCCAGUGAUGCUGACCCAGAUCGAGUCCUGGAACAGUUACUUCCUUUGGAUUAUUGAGUCAAAUUGAGCCAGUUUUGUUGUGAUUAAUCCUCACAAAAAUAUGCUAGUCUUAGUGUGUGUUGGGCACAACUUUGUGUUUCACAAGCAAUAAGGAUUUAUCCACCAAUGGUCUUUUCUUCACACCGCUGGUGUGAGCGAGUAGAAUUUCAAGGGAUUUCACAUAGGAUUUUAACAUGGGACUCUUAAAGCAUAUACCGGGUAGUAUUUCCACUUAGGUUUUUGGAUUACUUUGGGGUCAGAUCUGGAGAGAUAUUUUGGUGUUUUGGGGUCACUAUCUCAAUGAAACUGUGGUUUCACUGUUAACACUUUGGAAACAGGAUUGCUUGAGGAUGUUGGUACAUUGUUACUCAGUGCAAUACAGCUAUCUUGUCAUUUGUAUUCGAUCGUGUCACAACAGUCAGCAGCUGUCUUGCCAUCCACGUUUCAGCCUGGAUCCUUAUAAUACAGACUGACUGAACAACUCAAUAUUAAUGGAGAUUAAUGUACUUUGAGAUUGGGAGAUUUAUUUUCAAAUUCACUUUUUAAAA
Molecule: messenger RNA, 3553 nt
Organism: Haliotis rufescens (red abalone)
Lineage: Eukaryota; Metazoa; Mollusca; Gastropoda; Lepetellida; Haliotidae
Product: Golgi-associated PDZ and coiled-coil motif-containing protein-like
Exons: 9
Coding region: 12-1340 (442 amino acids)
Biological process (GO): negative regulation of protein localization to cell surface
Cellular component (GO): trans-Golgi network transport vesicle; Golgi apparatus; membrane
Molecular function (GO): transmembrane transporter binding
Source: RefSeq, a predicted model, not a curated record